Tinamus guttatus (white-throated tinamou) is the source of this 1582-nucleotide messenger RNA. The record is from RefSeq and is a predicted model, not a curated record. NCBI's taxonomy places the organism in Eukaryota, Metazoa, Chordata, Aves, Tinamiformes, Tinamidae.
AUGGGGCAUGACUCCAUUCUGGAGCAGAUAGCAGAAGGUAUUUUGGCAUUUGUAGAUGUUUGGUCAUCUAACAGAACAGAAAACUACUCGAAAAUCUUUGAACAGCAGCUUUUCGAUAUGGGAGCAAAAGUUUCAAAAACUUUCAACAAGCACGUGACCCAUGUAGUCUUCAAAGAAGGUCGUUUGGCUACAUGGAGAAAAGCACAGAAGACUGGUGUAAAAAUAGUUUCAGUACUCUGGGUGGAGAAAUGUCGAGAAGCUGGGGAGCGUGUUGAUGAAUCUUUAUUUCCUGCAGUAUGCACUAAUGAAGGGUUACCCCUGCUGGUUAAAAAACACAAAUGUAUGCAGCCAAAAGACUUCAUUGAAAGAACUCCAGAAAAUGAUAGAAAGAUGCAGAGGAGACUGGACCAGCUGGCUAAAGAAUUAGCUAUACAAAGAAGAGCAAGUAAUCCCGAAACUGAUAUACCGGUUUUAUUAUUUGAAGAUGAUGGUUCCCUUGCAUAUAGCCCAGUUAGUAAGAUAAAAGAUCAAUGCCUUGCAAUGGAAAGAAGAAUAGAAGAGAUGAAGGAAAAGAGAGAAAAUCUGUCUCUUACUGAAGAACAGAUGGAAGACUGCUUAAAUUCAAGUUUUGAUGAUCUUUGGGGAACUGAUAAAUUCAGAAAACGGAGAACAGAGAUAGCUGAAGAUAUCUAUAGUGCUCCAAGUCACAAAUAUGCUUCCAUGAGUGCAUCGGUGAAUAGUCCCUUCUGUAACUAUGACCAGAAGAGAUUAACCCCAAAGCAACCUAGCAGGAGAUGCUUAGGUGAUGAAAAUGAAGUUUCAGAAUGUCAUGCUACUGAUGGCUCUUGCAAACUUCUUAAGGAACAAGAGAAUAGGCUCAAAGGGGGGUUAAGACAAACUAGAAGACUUCCGAAGCCAACAAGGACACUAGUUAUGACAAGUAUGUCUUCAGAAAAACAAAAUACUAUAAUUCAAGUAGUGAAUAAACUGGGAAAGUUUUCGUUCUCGGAUAACGUAUGUGAUACAACAAGUCAUGUAGUUGCAGGAAGUCCUCGUCGUACUCUGAAUGUUAUGCUAGGAAUUGCUCGUGGAUGUUGGAUUGUUUCUUAUGAAUGGGUUCUGUGGUCUUUGGAAUCAGGUCAUUGGAUCUCAGAGGAACCAUAUGAGCUAUCAUCCAACUUUCCUGCUGCUCCUAUCUGCAGGCUUCAACGUCAUCUCUCAACAGGAAAAUAUCAGCAGAAUCUCUUUGCAAGUCAGCCUGUGAUGUUUGUAUCACCUACCAGUCAGCCUCCCUGCCAAAAGCUGAGUGAACUUAUACAGCUGUCAGGAGGAAGAACAUGCAAAGCCUUACGACAGGCAACAAUCUGCAUAGGAGAAUACCCAGGAAAGAAGUACCAGGAAAUAAAACACAUAUCAGAAAAAUGGAUAUUAGAUUCAAUCACACACCAUACAAUAUGUCCGAUGGAAAACUACAUUUUUCAGCUGUGACCUAAGUCAAGAGCUUCCAUAUGGCUGCAAGAAAACAAGCCUAGUUUGGAUACAAGAAACUAAGCUGUGAAUAAAUUUGCUAAGAAAAAGAGCA